CUCUCCGCAGGUAAUGGUGUAUGAGUGCAUAUUACCAGUUGAUCAGGUCCGUCGUUCACGGUCUUUGUUUGGAGGCUGUUGGGUACUCGAGAACUUUCGAUUCGGGCCGAGCAGUUGAAAAAGUGGGAAACGAUUACAUGGCGAAGGCAGCACAGGUUUUGCCUAUGGACCUUGACCAGGAUGCACGGUCCCUUCUCCAACAGCAACAAGAGGGUCACAAUAAGGAACUGGACCGGAAAGAUUCGGUGCGCGCUCGGCUACUUGCGAUUUCACGGGUCGAACCAGUUGUGUCAGGCUCACCUCUGUGCUCUAUGAUGCCCUUGUCUCCUGUGAAGGUCAAAAGAAGUCCUGAAUCAACUCACCAGGGCGGCAGUGAAGACGAGUUCCGUCGCAAGUUGAUCUCAAUAUCAUACGCCGAUGUUAUUCUACCAGAUCAGUAAGUAGAUCAGUUUUGGAGUUAGACUCAUGUCUCGUGGAGACUUGCCAUCGAAGGAAGUAGUCACCGGGGACGGUAUAAUGCAUGCGUGAUACUACAAUUCAUACCUAGUUAGAAAGCAGUGUACUGAUUAUAUCUCAAGUCAGAAACCUGAUUUGAGAGCCUUAGGAUUCAGGUGGGUUGGGUGUAUAACUCGAAGCUGCUGUAGUAUCAUGUUGUAGUCUUUACUGUUUGCUUGGCAUGAUGGUUUGAGGUUUGGUGGGUUUCAUUUCCUGUACGAGUGUGAAACAGGGAUUACCCUUGAAGCUUGUAAAUCUCGACGACUGGACUUUAUACUUCGUUUUAGAAAAAUCGAAUGUAGCUUUUAUGGUUCAACGUGUACGAUUUCAACGGUCAGGGAUGAGGAAGAAUGAUUUGACUCGGCAAUGGAUUUGAGGACACCGUUCUACGACUGGUGGUUGGUAUUGGAAUCUGAGUAAGCUGAUGAAGAGCAACAAGAUAUGUGGGUAUUUGUGUUUCUCAACAUGAUUGUUUUUGUUUAAUAGAAGUGGUAGUACAGAGGUGUUCAAAGUAUAAAGUUGUUUUAUGAACCAUUUUUUUUAGAGUGAGAUAACCACUCACAGCUUAUCAACCUUCCUACGUAGGGAUUUUUAAUACAAGUUUUUCAUCUUUUUCGUGAA
Messenger RNA from Physcomitrium patens, 1116 nucleotides. RefSeq lists its product as uncharacterized. Lineage: Eukaryota; Viridiplantae; Streptophyta; Bryopsida; Funariales; Funariaceae. The record is from RefSeq and is a predicted model, not a curated record.